AUGACAUCGCCGGGAAUAGCUUCUGGACCGUUCGAUGCGGCGAGGAAUGUCGGUACCGCAAUGCCGCAAAAUCUGUCCAAGGAAUACUUUCAUAAAUCGCGACGUUGCGGAGAAAAUAGAGCAUGGAGGAGGGCCUUUCUAGGGGAAAAUGGGUCGCUGCAGUCGGUGCACCCUGGAAAGUAUAGGACCGCCUCCCAUCGGCCUACAUGGAACAUGAGGUAUGCCGAUCAUAAUAGCAAGUAUCCAGGACCAGAAAUACAACUAGCACCAGGAAGUCCUCCAGAUUCUGGAAGCAUGGCCGAAAACGACAUACAAGGAGGAAUAAGAUAGACCAACAACAACUGCUAGCUGUGUGCACAUCCUUGCU
Messenger RNA from Nezara viridula (southern green stink bug), 367 nucleotides. The record is from the annotation of a GenBank genome assembly. Lineage: Eukaryota; Metazoa; Arthropoda; Insecta; Hemiptera; Pentatomidae.